UUAUCGGAAUUUUUUAAAUAUAUAUAAAUAUAAAUAAAAUAAUGAAUGAAUUUCACACUCGUCACUCGGAAGAUUUGAACACCCGGUUGUUCGAAGGUUUAGUGCGUGUUAAUGAUUAUUUUUGUAAAGUGUGCGUAGUUUGUGAUGAACACGCUCAUAGAGAACGCCAUGGUUAGAGUCACGAGCCAUAAAGAGACACAGCUUCAUCAUUACUGAGGUUUAAAACUCUUCAUCGGGAGACAUGGCUCACGUUUGGAGAGAUGUGAUGGCACUGCUGCCUGCAAAUGAAACCGAUUUCCCCCUUGUGUUUGGUGAAGUAGUUGAACCCAGUGUCCUGGUGAUGUUGGAGCUCAACAGGAAGGAGCUGUACGCCUCAUCAAACUCCUUCUGUACUGAAAAAGCCCAGGUUAUUAUUGAUUACUCCUGGGAGAAGCUCAACACGGGAACAUGGCGAGAUGUGGACAAGGAAUGGAGACGUGUCUACUCUUACGGCUGUUUGUUUAAAGCUGUAGGAACAUGUCAAGGAGAAUCAUCACGAGACAAGGUCCAGGAUGCCAUAAAGAUAUGUGACAUGGGUCUGCUCAUGGGCGCCUCCAUCAUGGAUAAUAUUCUGCAAAGACUUAUAGCAUUUCUGAAAAAUAAAGCGAUGAUUCCUAACAAAGUAGUGGACAUUGAACAGCCUUGUCCAAAGAAACUUAGGAAAGAGUGCAUCCUGAAGCCCAUCAUCAACCCUGGACUGUCAGUACAGAGGGUUCGAUGCCCAGCUCUGGAAAGUUUCCGCUCAGAAUUUCUGGAGCCAAAAAUACCAGUCAUACUCGAGGGAAUCAUCGACCACUGGCCUGCCUUCAGAGAGCACACCUGGAGUAUAGAGUAUCUGCAAGCAGUAGCAGGCUGCCGGACGGUUCCUGUCGAGCUGGGAUCCAGGUACACUGAUGAAGAGUGGUCACAGAAGCUCCUUACAGUCAAUGAGUUCAUCGACCGCUACAUUUUAGGCCAAAGGGAGGCUGCUACAGGAUACUUGGCUCAGCAUCAGCUUUUUGAUCAGGUGCCGGAGUUGAAAGAAGACAUCCGUAUCCCUGACUACUGUUGCCUUGGAGAAGGCGACGAAGACAACAUCACGAUUAAUGCUUGGUUCGGUCCAGGAGGAACCAUCUCUCCUCUGCAUCAGGAUCCCGAGGAAAACUUUCUGGCUCAGGUGGUUGGGAGCAAGUACAUUCGUCUGUAUAGCACUGAGGAGAGUGAGAAUCUUUAUCCGCAUCAGUCUGAGCUUCUGUACAACACCAGCCAGGUGGAUGUUGAAAACCCAGAUGUGGUCCAGUUCCCAGACUUCCUCAAAGCCUCCUAUCAGGAGUGUGUGCUUGAGCCUGGUGAAGUUCUGUUCAUCCCCAGACAGCACUGGCAUUACGUACGCUCAUUAGAGCUCAGCUUCUCCGUUAGCUUUUGGUGGUCAUGAUCUUCACCCUCUGUAAAUAUUUUAUUAACAGGAUUAUAAAUAAAUAUUUUCAUUGUUGCACUGUUUAAAUCGUAGAAGUUAUUUUCCAAGUUAAAGGUUUCCAUUUACAGGUCAAAUAUCAUCCCCCCCCCCACCUACAAUUCGCCAUGACCAAUUAGCCAUAACAUUAAAAGCACCUGUGUAGUGUUAUCUAGGUCUCCACAAGAUCUCUAAAAGGUGUGCUGUGGUUUCUGGCACCAAGACAUUAUCAGCAGAUCCAUGACAUUGUGUAAGAUCUAAGGUGGCGCCUCCAUGGACUUGUUAUCUUGUUGAGAUCUAGGGAAUUUGGAGGCCAAGUCAAGACCUUGAACUCUUUUCAUGAUAUGACUCUUUCCUAUCUGAGCCAGCAUUCACUUUUUCCAGCAUUUUGUGCUACAGUAGCUCUUCUACAGGAUUGGAAAAGAUGGGUGUCCGUGACCUUGUCGCUGGUUCACCGGUUUUUCUUGUUCUUGGAGCUCUUUAGGAGGUACUAAUCACUGAACACCACCACAAGACCUGCUGUUUUGGAAAUGCUCUGACCCAGUCGUUUAGAAAUCACAGUCCGGACCUUAGAUCCUUACACUUGUCCAUUUUUCCUGCUUCCAACACUUCAACUUUAAGAACUGAUUUGCUGCCUAAUAUACAUUAUAUUGCCAAAAGUUUUGGGACACCCCUCCAAAUCAGUGACUUCAGGUCUUCCAAUCUCUUCCAUGGCCACAGGUGUAUAAAAUCAAGCACCAUUGGCAUGCAGACUGCUUCUACAAACAUUUGUGAAAGAAGGGGUCUCACUCAGGAGCUCAGUGAAUUCAAGCGUGGUACCGUGAUAGGUUGCUACAUGUGCAAUCAGAAAUUUCCUCACUACUAAAUAUUCCACGGUUUAUUGCUAACUCUAUAUUAAACCCUACGGAUUAAGAAUGGGAUGUCAUUAAAGUUCAUGUGCAUGUAAAGGCCAACGUCCCAGAACUUUUGGAAUACUUUUGUACUCCUCCUUGGCAGGUGGCAUUGUUACGAGAUCAUCAGUGUUCUUCACUUCACCUGUCAGUGGUUUUAAUGUUAUGGCUGAUCUGGGAAAUUUAUGAGAUCAAUUACAGAACAAUGAAUACACACACAAAUUAUCUCUCACCUACUAUGUAAAAGGGUUUUUUUCCCCUAUAAUCUU
Molecule: messenger RNA, 2630 nt
Organism: Hemibagrus wyckioides
Lineage: Eukaryota; Metazoa; Chordata; Actinopteri; Siluriformes; Bagridae
Gene: kdm8
Product: lysine (K)-specific demethylase 8
Exons: 7
Coding region: 242-1453 (403 amino acids)
Cellular component (GO): nucleus
Molecular function (GO): histone H3K36 demethylase activity
Source: RefSeq, a predicted model, not a curated record